AUGGACAAGGACAAGGACAAGGAUAAGGGCAAAGGAAAGGGCAAGGGCAGGCACGCCGAGCAUGCAAAGCUGGGGCUGUUCAAUGAGCUGGGAUCGCAGGUGUCGCCGCCAAUCCGUGUGCUGCUGGUUGAAGAUAACCUGAUUAACCGUGGGAUCAUGGAGCGGUUCCUGCGGCACAUGAAUGUUUCGUACGACGUGGCAUCGAACGGUGAGGAGGCGAUCCGGAUGUGGACGACAGCAGCCGAGGAGCUAGGGUCGCUGGGUCGCAUGCCGAUGAUCGCUGGGCGUGGACCAUACCACAUUGUAUUUAUGGACAUCCGCAUGCCCAUCAUGGACGGCAUUACGGCCACAAAGCGUAUCCGCAGCUUGGAGCGCUCCAAGCGUAUUGGUGUGUGGAUGAUGGGUGGCAGCUACUCGAUGCUGGCGCCGGUUGCAGCACUGAUGCGCGAGGUGGCGGGUGGCCAGCCGCUAUCAUCAGGAGCACUGACGCCGGGAGGAAUCCGGUCGCCGGUCAUUAUUGUGGCAUUGACAGCGUCGUCACUGCAGAGCGAUAGAAGUGAGGCACUGGCGGCUGGGUGCAACGACUUUUUGACCAAGCCUGUGAGUCUGAUCUGGCUGCGCAAGAAGAUAAUGGAGUGGGGAUGCAUGCAGGCGCUGAUCGACCACGAUCGGUGGAGGCUGUGGCGCCUGGAGCAAAACAACGAGGUCAACAAGGCUUGA
This is a messenger RNA of Linderina pennispora, 720 nucleotides long. RefSeq names its product CheY-like protein. Lineage: Eukaryota; Fungi; Kickxellomycota; Kickxellomycetes; Kickxellales; Kickxellaceae. The transcript is spliced from 2 exons. Bases 1 to 720 code for a protein of 239 amino acids. The record is from RefSeq and is a predicted model, not a curated record. Gene Ontology annotation, biological process: phosphorelay signal transduction system.